Molecule: messenger RNA, 2060 nt
Organism: Daphnia pulicaria
Lineage: Eukaryota; Metazoa; Arthropoda; Branchiopoda; Diplostraca; Daphniidae
Product: cytochrome P450 4c3-like
Exons: 11
Coding region: 194-1804 (536 amino acids)
Molecular function (GO): heme binding; oxidoreductase activity, acting on paired donors, with incorporation or reduction of molecular oxygen; monooxygenase activity
Source: RefSeq, a predicted model, not a curated record
UCGUUGUGUGUGCCAUAAGGAAGAAUAACAAUUUGGUUGGCUAGGAAAGGGAAAGGACUUUUGGCUAUUUAUUCGGAUACGCCGUGUUAUCGGAGGUUAGUCGCCCAUCGUGUCGUAUGCUGGAAACAACACACACACACAUCAUUUCAUAUAGACACAUCUCUCUAUCUGCUGAAUCUGAGCUGGAUCGACAAUGUCUGCCGUGUUGAUGUUGGCCAGUUAUUCGUGGAUCGGAUGGGGUCCCUUCACCACCUGGACGGUCCUGGCCGUUUUGCUCGUCGUUUAUUACCUGAUGUGGAGUCAAUCGCGCAACGUCAGACUCGUCAACGCACUGCCCGGACCAGAUUUCCUACCUUUCCUGGGCAAUUUUCUGGAUCUGAACGUCGAUCUCGAUGAAUUUCUCAAACUUGUGCAUUUUGACUGGGUCAAGAAAUACGGGCCCAUCUACAGGGCCUGGGGCGGAUUCCGUCCGGUGGCUAUUCUCUCAUCACCCGAACUCAUGGAGCCGAUCUUAGUCAGCCAGAAACUCAUCACCAAGGCGACCGAGUACAGUUACCUGAGUCCCUGGCUGGGCAAUUGCAUGUUCCUGACGACGGGCGCCCGUUGGAAGAACCGCCGUCGUCUGCUCACUCCCGCCUUCCACUUUCAAAUCCUCAACAGUUUCGUCGACGUUUUCAACGAGAAGAGUGACGACUGCGCCCGGCAAUUAAAUCGAGCCAUCGACAUUCACCGAGACGCCGAAUUCGACGUCUUCCCGAUCAUGACGCAAUGCGCAUUGGACAUCAUCUGCGAAACUUCCAUGGGUCGGCAGACGAGGAGUGAAGAAGAGAAGGCGAUUUACGUGAAAAAUCUUCACAGAAUUGGGCAGAUUGUCAUGGAGCGAGGGAUCCGACCGUGGCUGACCUUCGAUUGGAUUUACCAAUUUAGCACACUGGGUCGUGAAAACCAGCGCUGCGUCACAGCUCUUCACGCGUUCACCAAUCAGGUGAUUAAAGAUCGACGCGAAGCGCUCAAAUUGGAAGCCAAGACAAGCCAAGACAACAAUAACGUCCAGGAAGAAAAAUGCGACGCCCCAAAAGAAAGAUUAGCCUUUUUGGAUUUACUCAUCAAGGCAUCCGAAACGAAUGCGGAUUUCAACGACGACGACAUCCGAGAAGAAGUUGACACCGUCAUGUUCGCGGGACACGACACGACGGCCUCUGCCAUGACGUGGUUCCUCUACUGCAUCGCCAAACACCCAGAGCACCAGCAAAUGGUCAUGGAAGAGGUGGAUCAGGUGUUUGGCGGCGACGCCGAGCGUCCGUGCAGCACUCAGGACGCGGCCCAGCUCAAAUACUUGGAGUGUUGCAUCAAGGAAACCCUCAGGCUCUAUCCAAGUGUGCCAGCCGUCAUGCGAUCCCUCACCGAGGAUAUUGACAUAGGUGGAUAUACAUUACCCGCUGGCGUCUCGGUGGCCUUGAUGAUUUACGGCAUGCACCACAGUCCGCUGGUUUAUCCCGAUCCGGAUGCAUUCAAGCCGGAGCGAUUCCUUCCGGAGAACAGCCUCGGCCGACAUCCGUACGCCUUCAUCCCAUUCAGCGCCGGACCCCGCAAUUGCAUCGGGCAAAAGUACGGCAUUCUGGAAAUCAAAAUCGUCCUGGCCAAUUUGAUGCGCCAGUUCCGGUUUGCGGUUGCGGAUGCGUCGCAGCCCAUGCUCACCCCAUCCAGCGAAGUCGUCUUGAAACCCAAACACGGAGUACAUCUCAUCGUCUCCAAACGGACGACGACCGUUGAUGGCGUGAAUCAAUCACGAUCGAACUACUAGAUAGCGCUCACUUCCGUUAAAUAAUUCUCAUCGCCGCAUCGCAAAUCUCUCCGUUAUAUAUCCUCGCUACGACAAAUCGUUCAUUCGCGUACUGGGUCGAAUGUUUCCAUUUGAUUUUGUCGUUCCAAUUCAUAUUCACGAAUAAUUAUAGAAUCAACCGCAAACCGAUCCUUUUGUUUCUUUUUGAAUAAUUGUAUCCUGUUUGAAAAUGUCCUUAUUUGCCAAUGAAUCUUUGUUAAUACAUUUUUCAACGAAA